Molecule: messenger RNA, 1199 nt
Organism: Penaeus monodon (black tiger shrimp)
Lineage: Eukaryota; Metazoa; Arthropoda; Malacostraca; Decapoda; Penaeidae
Product: peptide deformylase, mitochondrial-like
Exons: 10
Coding region: 5-1147 (380 amino acids)
Biological process (GO): N-terminal protein amino acid modification; peptidyl-methionine modification
Cellular component (GO): mitochondrion
Molecular function (GO): peptide deformylase activity
Source: RefSeq, a predicted model, not a curated record
CAAAAUGAGCGACUCGCACCCGUGCUUUCUGUGUGGCAGGAAAAAGUGUGGAAAUCCUGAUCUUAUUUUUCAUCGCUUUCCCAAAGAUGAAGAUAGGUGUUCCAAAUGGGUUGAAUGUCUUCAAGGGCAUGCAGAUGCCAAGUAUUUAAACAAUAUAAGUUUGGCACAACUUAAUAAGACAUACAGGAUCUGCAGUUUUCAUUUUAAGCAGAAAAAUUACCACGGAAUUAGGCUGCUUAAAAAUGCCAUCCCAGAUCAAAAUACAGACUGCACAAUAAAUGCUGCUAGUGACUGCAACAAUCAGUGGAACACUCCUUACCAAGCUGAACCAUCACAACCCCAAUGUGUAACCUAUGAUGAAAGUUCCUUUUUUUCUGCAGAGGACAUUACCUUUGGUAUACCCACAGACUUACCAACCCCAUUAUUACUGGAAAAGGAAAUGCUAAUUUCAAACUAUAGUGAAGAAGUUCAUCUGAAUAAACCCUCUGAUUCAGUUGACUCUCCCACGAUGCAUAAGUUUGCUGCAGCAUACCGAAAUAUUUUCUUCCCAAAACCGGUGAAACCUCCUUUCCUCCAUGUUUGUCAAGUUGGUGACCCUGUUUUACGAAGUAAAGCCUUGCCUGUACCACCUGAUGAUAUUCCCAAACCAGAAACAAAGCAGGUAAUAUCACAAAUGAGGCAAGUAAUGAAGACAUAUGAUGCAGUAGGCCUUGCUGCCCCACAAAUUGGUGUUCCACUCAGAAUAAUAACUUUGGAGUUUUCUCCAAAACGCAAGAAGGAGUUUGGAGAGGAAGUUUAUGCUGCUCGAGAAAUGUCCAUUCUUCCAUUCACAGUAGUCAUUAAUCCACAAAUGGAGAUUUUAGAUUACAAAAAGGUCACAUUCCCAGAAGCCUGUGAAAGUCUCCGGGGCUAUAGUGCUAUGGUACCAAGAUACAAGGCAGUAAAACUUGUUGGACAGGACCAGUCUGGGGAAGAAUUGGAACUGGAAACUAAAGGAUGGUUAGCGAGAAUAAUACAGCAUGAAAUGGAACAUCUCGAUGGAAAGCUUUAUAUAGACUCCAUGGAUGUUAAAAGCUUCCAAAAUGAUGCUUGGCAUAGAAUAAAUGUACAUCAAGGAAGAGUCCAAAUACAGUUUUAUAAAAAAUAAGUGUUGUAGUAAUUCAUAUGUUGUUUUGUAAAUACAUUGUUUUAUUUAAAUA